UUUAUUAUUUAUGACAACAAUACACCAACACGUAGCUUUUGCUUCUUCGAAUUCUCCUCCAUCUCACGGUAACAAGAUCUCCCUUCCCCUCUCUUUCUCUCCGGCGGCGAUCUCAAAUCACCGGUAAAUCGCACCGUAACGCCCGAUUACUCGUCACCUCUGUGAUCUCCGCUGACACCUCGUGGUUUCAGUUUAUUCUAACUCGUCGCCAUCAUGAAUCCCGAAUAUGAUUAUCUGUUUAAGCUUUUGCUUAUUGGUGAUUCUGGUGUUGGGAAAUCAUGUCUACUUUUGAGGUUUGCUGAUGAUUCAUAUCUGGAUAGCUACAUCAGUACCAUUGGUGUUGACUUUAAAAUCCGUACUGUGGAACAGGAUGGAAAAACCAUCAAACUCCAAAUUUGGGACACUGCUGGCCAAGAACGCUUUAGGACAAUCACUAGUAGCUAUUAUCGUGGGGCUCACGGUAUCAUAGUUGUUUAUGACGUGACAGACCAAGAGAGUUUCAACAAUGUCAAGCAAUGGCUAAACGAAAUUGACCGCUAUGCCAGUGACAAUGUGAACAAACUUUUGGUUGGGAACAAGUGUGAUCUAACAGCAAACAAAGUUGUGUCAUAUGAGACAGCUAAAGCUUUUGCUGAUGACAUUGGGAUUCCUUUCUUGGAAACAAGUGCAAAGGAUGCCACUAAUGUUGAAGAGGCUUUCAUGGCCAUGGCUGCUUCAAUCAAGAAUAGGAUGGCUAGCCAACCAGGCAUGAACAAUGCGAGACCUCCAACGGUGAAUAUCAAAGGACAGCCUGUUAACCAGAACUCUGGUUGCUGCUCUUCUUAAAUGAAAAUUUAGUUUUAGUUGGUCCAUGUGAUGAUAUUUGUCCUUUUGUGUUAUUUGUUGCAUGUAGUUGGGGAAAAAAAAAACUAGUCUGAUUUUUAUUUCAUUUGAUAGUAAAAGAUGGUUCUACAUGAUUUUUAUAUUCUUAUCUUUGUUUGUUAUAUUAAAUACUCAAUUCUAAAUUUCUAUUCUUUUAA
This is a messenger RNA of Gossypium raimondii (Peruvian cotton), 1019 nucleotides long. RefSeq names its product GTP-binding protein YPTM2. The transcript has 8 exons. Gene Ontology annotation, molecular function: GTPase activity; GTP binding. The record is from RefSeq and is a predicted model, not a curated record. The coding region runs from base 214 to 825 and encodes 203 amino acids. NCBI's taxonomy places the organism in Eukaryota, Viridiplantae, Streptophyta, Magnoliopsida, Malvales, Malvaceae.